AUGGCAAAUUAUUUGAAUGAAAACAUAUAUACUCAUACAUUUACUCCCAAAGAGUACCAAGUUGAACUUUUAGAAUCGGCGAAAACCAAAAAUACGAUAAUAUGUUCAAGUACCAGCUCUUCAAAGGCAUUCAUAGUAGUGAAAUUAUUGCAAGAACAUUCUUGGCAAAUGCGUGGGAGUCAUGGAAAAAAGGCCUUGUUUAUUUUGGAUUUACAGAAUGUAUUGAUAAUGACUUCCCAUGUCAAACUCUUGACUGAUUUGAAUUGUAUAAGUAUUACUCAGAGUUUAGAAGAAAAUGAGCAUAUCAAAGAUUCUUUGAGGAAAAACCAAGUUUUUAUAAGUACUGCAGAAAUUGUUGUGGGGAUGCUGCAUUCCAAUGUGAUAGAAGAUUUGGGCAAUUUCAAUUUGAUUGUUAUAGAUGAUUGUCUUUAUGGACAACGCCAGUCAUUCAUUAAAAUGAUAAUGAGUAGAUAUAACAGUUUACCCAAAAAUGCUAAACCACAUAUACUAGGAUUGACAUCAGGAUUGCUUAGUGCAGAACUCCAACCUGAUAGAUUAGAAGCAGAAUUGAGACGUUUAGAAAAAUUACUCAAUUCCCAAGUAGAUACUUCCUCAGAAAUAGUCACACUCAUUCGAUUAUCAUGCAGACCCCAUGAAACAUUGAUAGAAUGUCCUAAGAUGAAAUCUUGUAGCUUAGAAGAUGAAAUUAAAGCAAUAGUAAAUAAUACUAAAGAUUUUCUAUUAGAACAUCGAUUUGACCUUAGUGAAAUAUAUGCAGAUGAUUUUCUAGAUGACUACAAAGAAGUUCCUGAUCCAAAAACUGUACCAAUGGAACUAUUGAAUGACUUCAUAGAGAUACUUAAUGACCUAGGACCCUGGUGUGCUGAUAGGGCAGCAUUCAAUAUGUUAUUAAAAAUCGAAAAACUCAAAGUAAAAGUUCCUUAUGAAAGACAUUACCUUCUCUUAUGUAUGCUUUCAACCACCUUGAUAGCUGUCAGAGCUAUUUGUGAUUAUGCAUUUGAACCAUAUGAAGAACUUGAUAGGGUAAUGCAUUUUUCUUCUCCCAAAGUAUUGAGAUUUCUUGAAGUGCUAAAACAGUUCAAACCUCCUGGUGAAAGACCAGAACCUAUUGAAAAAGAGAAACCUGUGGAACUUGAAGCAUCUCCUACAAAAAUAAGGGGCAAGGGAAAAGGUCCAAGAAGGAACUUCAUGCCUAGACCACAGAGUGAGGAUAUUUUAUGUGCACUUGUUUUUGUGCAUAAUAGAUACAAAGCAAAAUCACUUUUUGGGUUGCUAUGUUUGCUUUCCCAAGUUCAUGACGAUUUCUGGUGGGUGGCCACUCUAUUUUCACUAGAAAAACUAGCAGAUCCCAUAAAGGAACCGAGAGAAGCAGAACUGGAACACAAAACUCAGGAAGAAGUUUUACGCAAAUUCAGAUGCCAUGAAUGUAACAUCCUGAUUGCUACAUCUGUAUUAGAACAAGGCUGUGAUUUACCAAAAUGCAAUUUAGUUAUAAGAUUUGAUUUACCAACAACAUUCCAUAGCUACAUACAGUGUAAAGCGCGAGCUAGAGCCGUUGAUGCGCACUACCUAUUAUUUGUGAAUGACAAUGAACUUCCAACUUUUGUUGAAAACUUGGCUGAGUAUAAUGAAGUUGAGAACACGUUGCUCAGGCGAUGCUACAGCCUGGAACCUGACAGAGAAGAAGAGUUAUACGCCGAUGCAUAUUCUAUGUUUUAUAAGCCAUAUCAGCCAUUGCAAGAAGAAGGAGCCCCUAGUAUCACACUUCUCAAUUCAAUUGCUUUACUAAAUAAGUACUGUGCCAAAUUACCCAGUGAUACGUUUACACGAUUAACCCCAGUCUGGCGAGAGGAAAAAAUUGCUCAAUCACAGUUUGUAUGUCAUAUUAGGUUGCCCAUCAACUCGCCUGUCAAGCAGACUAUUUCUAGUCCACCAAUGCCAAAUAGUUUGCUGGCAAGACGUGCAGCUGCUUUCUUGGUGUGCCAACUACUGCAUAGUGUCAGAGAGCUGGACGAUAAUCUCCAGCCUAUCAAUAAAGAGAACUUCAGGGCCACCGAAGACGAUUGGAAUAAUUUCGCUUUGGAUGAGCCUGAUGAUGAAAAUUCUGACAUAAGGCCAGGUACCACCAAAAGAAGGCAGUAUUACUACAAACGAAUAGCAGAUGCACUCCUAGGUUGUCAUCCUGUACCGGGAGAACCAGCGUUUUUCUAUAAACUCAUCAUGACCCUCACAUGCCCCCUGCCGGAGGAACAGAAUACUAGAGGCCGGAAAAUUUACCCACCUGAGGAGUCUCCUCAAGGUUUCGGAAUACUAACAUCAAAGGAAAUACCAAAGAUCAGUGCUUUUCCAAUUUUCACUAGAUCUGGCGAGGUCAGUGUCGAUUUAGAUCUGAUUUCUAGGGAUAUCAUCCUGACACAAGUACAAAUAGAUAAGACUAGAGAGUUUGUUAAUUAUACCUUCACAAGUGUAUUGAGGCUACAAAAAUAUCUGAUGCUGUUUAAUCCUGAGGCUUCCUCUAAUAACUAUUUGAUUGUGCCAACGAUUACAGGUGAUGACUGCAAUAUCAGUAUCGAUUGGAAGUUCAUAGACUUGAUUUAUGAAAACCUAAGUGCAAUGCCAGUUCUCAUACCUGACAAGGAAAGGAAAGAUUAUGUAUUCAAAGAAGAAGAUUAUCGUGAUGCUGUGGUGAUGCCUUGGUACCGGAACCAAGACCAACCCCAGUACUUCUAUGUUGCUGAGAUUUGCACAAACCUGAAUCCAACUUCAUCAUUUCCUGGCUCAGAAUAUGCCACGUUUGAUGAGUACUACAAGCGCAAAUAUAAUAUUCAGAUUCAAAAUGAGGCGCAGAAAUUGCUCGACGUAGACCACACCUCGGCCAGAUUAAAUUUCCUUACACCUAGAUAUGUCAAUCGCAAAGGUGUUGCUCUGCCCACAAGCAGUGAAGAAACCAAACGGGCAAAGAGGGAGAAUUUGGAGCAAAAACAGAUUCUAGUGCCCGAACUUUGUGCGAUUCAUCCUUUUCCAGCAUCACUAUGGAGGAAAGCUGUCGCUCUACCUUGUGUCCUCUACAGAAUCAAUGCUCUUUUAUUGGCAGAUCAGAUAAGAAGAACUGUCGCUGUUGAUCUCAAUUUGGGCAAAGUACAGUUACCAGAAGAUUUCAAAUGGCCCUCACUGAACUUUGGUUGGAGCUUGUCCGAUGUCCUGAAAAAGUCCAGGGAAGAAGAACAGCGGAAACAACAGGAUAAAAUCAAGAUCGUGGAAAUCGAGGUGGAAGAGAAGCUGCCAGAACUGAGAAUCACCGAAAUCCAUCCAGAAAUUGAAAUCAUCUCAAACCAAAGCGAUUCAGUGAUAGACGAGAGCGAAGUCGAGCAUAAAAACGGGGAGAACUGGGUCGAAAUCGGGACUUGGUGUAACGAAAUGGCGGAGAACAUGGAAUCCGAAAACUCCACGGUGAUGGUUCGAUACGCGUCUCCCACUAGCUGGAACAACAUGGACUAUCAGUACGACGACUUCUCUGAAAGCGAUUCUUAUCUAUCCGAAGAGUCCGAAGUGGAAUGGGGUGGAUUGAGAAUCGAAUUCACCGGAGACCACCAAGCUGAAGCCUUAGAUGAUGACGAGGACGAGGACAAAGAAUUUUAUCUGUACAAUGACUCUAACGCUUGGAAAAUCGACGAUGACAGCGAAACUACCGAGUUGUUGAGGCAGGAGUUCCACGAAGCUUGUGCAAGGAACAGAGAACACAUUUACUCCAGCAGUAUAUUGGUCAGAGCUGGGAAUACUUUUGAGAAAAACACUAGUAAAAACGAGUCCUCGCGAGCUAGCUUAGUUAUCAAACCCGAGGAGGUGAAUUAUUCCUUGCAACCUGUCGAUUUAGUGAGACCACCAGCGUUGCCUAUUAUAAAUGGUCACGAGAACAAUUCCUUUUCCAUCGAGGAAUCAGAUCUCACUUUCAGCUUCGACAAACAACCUGACUUGAACGAGCAUCCAGGGCCGAGCCCCAACGUCCUCCUACAAGCUUUAACCAUGUCCAACGCCAACGACGGCAUAAACCUAGAACGACUAGAAACCAUCGGCGACUCCUUCCUCAAAUACGCCAUCACCAACUACCUCUACUCGAAGUAUGAAAACGUCCAUGAAGGCAAACUCAGCCACCUGCGCUCGAAGCAGGUCAGCAACCUGAACCUGUACCGAUUGGGUAAGCGCAGAGGCUUCGGCGACUUCAUGAUCGCGACGAAGUUCGAUCCGCACGACAACUGGCUACCGCCCUGCUUCUACGUUCCCAAGCAGCUCGAGGAGGCGCUCAUCGACGCCCAGUUCCCCGCCAACUGUUGGACGAUGGCAGACAUGGCAGCAACGCGGAACAUGAGUCUGGACGAGAUCUGCGUGAUGGUGCGCGAAAGAGCAGAAGGAUCCAUCUUGACGAACGUCAUUCCGUACAAUCUGGUGACCCAGCACAGCAUUCCGGAUAAGAGUAUAGCGGACUGCGUGGAGGCUGUCAUCGGGGCUUACUUGAUUGAGUGCGGGCCGCGCGGGGCUCUUCUGUUCAUGGCUUGGCUGGGUAUCAGGGUGCUGCCUAAGUUGGAGGACGGGUCUUAUGAGGAAGUACAGAUGCCGAAGUCGCCGCUCUUGAGGCAUGCCCCUAAUGCUGAGGCCGAGUUGAACAGGUUAUUGGACGGCUACGACGAAUUCGAGCGCAUCAUAGGCUACAGAUUCAAAGACCGCUCCUACUUGCUGCAGGCUCUCACUCACGCUUCCUACUCGCCCAACCAACUCACCGACUGCUACCAGCGGCUCGAGUUCCUGGGAGACGCCGUCCUGGACUACCUCAUAACCAGGCACCUCUACGAGGACCCCAGGAUGCAUUCUCCGGGGGCCCUCACCGACCUCAGGUCCGCGCUGGUGAACAACACGAUAUUCGCCUCGCUGGCAGUCAGGAACAACUUUCACAAGUACUUCAAGCACCUCUCGCCCGGCCUCAAUGAGGUAGUCGAGAGGUUCAUCCGCCUUCAGGAGGAGAGCGGGCAUUCUCUGGUCGACGAGCUCUACCUGGUAGUCGAGACGGAGUGCGAAGAAGUCGAAGACGUGGAGGUGCCGAAAGCCCUCGGCGAUGUCUUCGAGUCAGUUGCCGGGGCCAUCUUCCUGGACUCCGGGAUGUCCUUGAACGCCGUGUGGCGGGUCUACCACGCGAUGAUGAAGCCGGAGAUCGAGCAAUUCAGCGACAGGGUGCCCAAGUCUCCGAUCCGGGAGCUGCUCGAACUGGAGCCUGAGACCGCCAAGUUCGGGAAGCCUGAGAAGCUCGCGGACGGUAGGAGGGUGAGGGUGACUGUGGAGGUGUUCGGGAAAGGGCUGUUCAAAGGCAUCGGCAGGAAUUACCGGAUCGCCAAAUGUACCGCUGCCAAAUGUGCGCUCAAACAUUUGAAGAGGCGCGGGCUGAUCAAAAAGUUUGAUGACUGA
This is a messenger RNA of Phaedon cochleariae (mustard beetle), 5475 nucleotides long. The record is from the annotation of a GenBank genome assembly. Lineage: Eukaryota; Metazoa; Arthropoda; Insecta; Coleoptera; Chrysomelidae.